AUGGGACCGACGAUUAUAUACAAUGUUCCUGGUCGAACAGGGCAGGAUAUACCUCCUCGUGCCAUCUUCGAACUUUCUCAGAAUCCUAAUUUGGCUGGUGUGAAGGAAUGUGUUGGGAACAAGCGUGUUGAAGAGUACACUGAGAACGGAGUUGUUGUGUGGAGUGGGAAUGAUGAUGAGUGUCAUGAUUCUAGAUGGGACUAUGGAGCAACCGGGGUUAUAUCUGUUACUAGUAACUUAGUUCCGGGUUUGAUGAGGAAAUUGAUGUUUGAAGGUAGGAACUCGUCUUUGAACUCAAAGCUUUUACCUUUAAUGGCUUGGCUAUUCCAUGAGCCAAACCCGAUUGGAGUUAACACUGCUUUGGCUCAGCUUGGAGUGUCGAGGCCUGUUUUCAGGUUACCGUACGUCCCAUUGCCUUUGUCGAAGAGGCUUGAGUUUGUGAAACUGGUGAAGGAGAUUGGACGAGAGCAUUUUGUGGGUGAGAAAGAUGUGCAGGCUCUUGAUGAUGAUGAUUUUAUCCUUAUCGGUCGAUAUUAG
Molecule: messenger RNA, 537 nt
Organism: Camelina sativa (false flax)
Lineage: Eukaryota; Viridiplantae; Streptophyta; Magnoliopsida; Brassicales; Brassicaceae
Source: RefSeq, a predicted model, not a curated record